This is a messenger RNA of Salvia hispanica, 816 nucleotides long. RefSeq names its product E3 ubiquitin-protein ligase MPSR1-like. Gene Ontology annotation, biological process: protein ubiquitination. Lineage: Eukaryota; Viridiplantae; Streptophyta; Magnoliopsida; Lamiales; Lamiaceae. Gene Ontology annotation, molecular function: ubiquitin protein ligase activity. Gene Ontology annotation, cellular component: cytoplasm. The record is from RefSeq and is a predicted model, not a curated record.
AUUUUCCUUCUUACCAAUUCCCCUCACUAAAAUCAAAUUCAAAAAGCAAAAAUGUCUUCGUCAAAUUCGGAGUCGUCGUCGGCGCCGCCGUCGCUGGAGGAGCUGAGCACCAGAGGCGCCACCGCGCUCCUCCUCCCCUGGAUCCUCCGCAUGGCCGCCGCCGCCGAUUCCCCUCCCGGCGAGGUCGCCGUGUUCGUCCACCAGCCGACCCGAUCGAUAACCCUGGUGGAAGGCUCCCUCGACAUGGAGUCCCUCCUCCGCGAGGUCCCCGGGAAGGAGGGGCCUCUGCCGGCGACGAAGGCCUCGAUCGAGUCGCUGCCGGUGGUGCAGGUGUCGGAGGCCGGGGAGGAGUGCGCGAUCUGCCUGGCGGAGUACGAGGAGGAGGAGGCGGAGGCGAAGGAGAUGCCGUGCCGGCACCGGUUCCACGCGGAUUGCAUCGAUCGGUGGCUGGGGAUGCACGGAUCGUGCCCGAUUUGCAGAUACGGGAUGCCGGUGGAGGAGGGGAAGGAGGAGAUGGGCGGGUGGAGGAUCCAUUUGUUUGUGGCGCGGGGCGGGAGGGGAGACGGGUCGGAUUCGGAUAUGGAUGUGGAUAUGGAUAUGGAUAUGGAUAUGGAAAGUGAGGAGGCGGGUCAGGGUCAUGAUGAGUCGCCAGCUCAGGAUAUGGAGAUUUAUGAAAGUGAAUGAUUUUUUUAUUCUUUUUUUUUCAUACAUUUUUAAUUUAGUGUAUUAAGUUGGAGAGGUACUUGUACAAUAUACAAAGAAAAAAAUUAUUAUUAUUAUUAUUAUAAAAUUCACAUUACGAUUUGCCGAUUGCAA